Messenger RNA from Rhodamnia argentea, 2085 nucleotides. Its product is annotated as cytochrome P450 81Q32-like. The coding region runs from base 413 to 1933 and encodes 506 amino acids. NCBI's taxonomy places the organism in Eukaryota, Viridiplantae, Streptophyta, Magnoliopsida, Myrtales, Myrtaceae. The transcript has 2 exons. Gene Ontology annotation, molecular function: oxidoreductase activity, acting on paired donors, with incorporation or reduction of molecular oxygen; monooxygenase activity; heme binding. The record is from RefSeq and is a predicted model, not a curated record.
AAUGGCAUGUAAGGAUAGUAGAUCUGCUGUUUCUGCUUAUUUAUCAGAACAAUCGGAAGAGGAGGGCGUACAAAUCAAGACACAUUAAUCAGACCAAGCAGAAUCUGUUUCCAAAGAAAGAUUCUCUCUACAACAUGCUGGAAUUAUCCAAAACUUCAAAAAAAUAUUCUGAAAAUGACCUCAAACGCAUCAAACUCGUUCAACCAAGUGUAUCUUGGUCUGUGGAAUAAGCCAGACGUCACCUGGUAUUUCAUUGACUUGUGUCCAAUUUAGGAAAAAAACAACAGAAUAAAAAUAAUUCUCUUCUUUGCUUUUCCCAAUAGGAUCCUGAAGAUAAGCACGAUAAGGUCGUCAGUGGUACUAAUCAUAGAAAGGCUUGAUCCCAGAUCUCUGAAAACAACCAGGUCAAACCAUGGAGAUUGAAGCUUUCUUCUUCUGUUUUCUCAUCUUCAUCAUCUCGUACUUCCUCACAAACCAACUCCUCCGGCAAAACAAGAACCUCCCACCAAGCCCUUCCUACUGCCUUCCCAUCAUAGGCCACCUGCACCUCUUCAAGAAACCCAUCCACCGGGCCUUUGCAGACCUUGCCCACCGCUAUGGUCCGGUCCUGUCCAUGCGAUUCGGGUCCCGCCCUGUCAUCCUCAUCUCCUCCCCCUCAGCGGCGGAGGAGUGCUUCACCAGGAAUGACGUGGUCUUUGCCAACCGCCCCCGGCUACUGGCGGGGAAACACCUCGGCUACAACUACACCACCCUCACGUGGGCCCCCUACGGUGACCACUGGCGCAACCUGAGACGCAUGGCUUCGGAGGAGAUAUUGUCCUCCCAUCGCCUGCAGAUGUCCUACAGCAUCCGUGUUGAGGAGGUCAGGUCAUUGGUCGGCCGCCUUCUCCGAGCAUCGGAGAGCAAAGAGUUUGGGACCGGGGAGAUGAAGACGUUGUUUUUCGAGCUGACACUGAAUGUCAUGAUGAGGAUGGUCGCCGGGAAACGGUACUAUGGAGAGAAAUCAGAGGAAUUUGAGGAGGCCAGGAAGUUCAAGGAGAUUGUAGCAGACACUUUCCAGUUAAGCGGGGCCACGAACAUGGUCGAUUUCCUGCCCGUUUUGAAGUGGCUUGACAUGAACAGUACCGAGAGGAAACAGGUCAUAUUGCAGGAAAAGAGGGACAGAUUCUUGCAGAAUCUGAUUGAAGAACAAAGGUCAACGAGGCGGCUUUCGACAAGUGAAGCUGCGAGCAGAACAAUGAUCGGCGUUCUACUGUCCCGCCAAGAAGCAGAGCCCGAGUACUACACCGAUGGAAUCAUCAGAGGAAUGAUUCAGGUCAUGCUAACAGCAGGGACCGAUACCAGCGCCGGCACAAUGGAAUGGGCACUAUCUCUUCUCUUGAACAAUCCCGAGGCCUUGGCGAAAGCCCAAGCCGAGAUCGAUGCUUACACAGGACGGGACAGGCUAAUCGAGGAGUCUGACCUGGCGGAACUUCCUUAUCUCCAAGGCAUCGUCACCGAGACGCUUAGAAUGUACCCGGCUGCUCCACUGAUUCCACCCCAUGAAUCAUCUGAAGAGUGCACGGUCGGAGGCUUCCAGGUCCGACGCGGCACGAUGCUAUUGGUUAACAUAUGGGCCAUCCAGAAUGAUCCGAAGUUGUGGGCCGAGCCUGGAAAGUUCAUGCCCGAGAGGUUCCAAGGCCUUGGAAUCGAAAGUAAUCUAGGCUUUACUAUGUCUCCGUUCGGGGCAGGUAGGAGGCGAUGUCCCGGUGAAGCACUUGCAAACCGGAUGGUCAGCUUGGCACUCGGGACGUUAAUUCAGUGCUUCGAUUGGAAAAGAACAGGAGAAGAAAUGGUCGACAUGACCGAAGGGGCGGGCCUGACCAUGCCCAAAGCUCAACCGUUAGUCGUGAAGUGCCGACCGCGUAAAGCGGUCUCGCACCUACUUUCCUAGUGCCGUGACUAGCUAAUGUGGAUUCUACUGGACAGUUUUCAUGAAAUAUUGUUUGUUGCCGAUGUUAGAAAGCGUGGACUUCAGCUUCAUUGGGUUUAAUAUGCGUUUUGCAGUACGGACAAAAUGGAGUGUAUGCGUAACAUCAAAAGGUC